UGGAAUUUCGUAGCGUUUGUGUGAUGUAAAAUACAGCGCUUUUGGUUGCGAGCGCGUGCGGCGGGGAAUUACAGUUUUACCCGCGGCCGCGCUCGCCGCCAUUGCUCACCCCUUUCAGUCGUCUCCGAUCAUUUCAUCGCGAAUCCGAACCUUUUAGACCGAACAUAGCCACAGAGAGAGAGGGAGAGGGAGAGAGAGAGAGGGGAGAAGAAGAAGGAAAUCCUCCUUCGUUCUGCUUCUCCUCUCCUCCACACACUGGCCGAUGAUAUCGACUUUGAAACCUUCGGCUAGGGUUUCUCCCACGAUAUAUGGAAGAUAUGGGGAAGCAAGCGGGGAAGAAGAAGGUCUUUUCCUUCUUCUCAAGGAAGUUACGAUCGGCCCGGCGAACUGAGUUGCAGCCGUUGAUGGCACCGGCGCCGAUUGGUGUCGCAGGGGAGGGGCCGACAGUGCAGGCGGGGGCUAAAGGGGCGAAGAAGAAGGCAGGUUCUCGGCUUUGGAUGCGAUUCGACCGCACGGGCCAAUCUGAAGUAGCGGAGCUUGACAAGAACGCCAUUAUAAGGCGGGCUUCCAUCCCUACCCGGGACCUUAGAAUCCUCGGCCCAAUUUUCUCCCACUCUUCUAAUAUCAUUGGUGAGGCGCUACCGCAUUUUUUUCCUCCUUCAGCGAUGGCUGGUUUUAUGAUCCUCCGUUUCUCUGUUUGAAUAAUUUGAUACGAAACGGGUUGUUUUGGUUUCUUUUUGCGUUCUUGGUAGGGUUUGAUAUUAUCUAUUAUGUAGG
Dendrobium catenatum is the source of this 777-nucleotide messenger RNA. Its product is annotated as magnesium transporter MRS2-4-like. Gene Ontology annotation, molecular function: magnesium ion transmembrane transporter activity. Lineage: Eukaryota; Viridiplantae; Streptophyta; Magnoliopsida; Asparagales; Orchidaceae. The transcript has a single exon. The record is from RefSeq and is a predicted model, not a curated record. Bases 309 to 701 code for a protein of 130 amino acids. Gene Ontology annotation, biological process: magnesium ion transport.